GCAGACGAGCCUGUUGUGAAUACAGUAGAUAUGAGCUCGGAAGAAUGUAGGGCUGCGGUGAAGAGAGAUGUGGAGGGAGACGGAGAUGGGUUGGCGUCUUUGUCGGUUGCAAAGAGAAUGAAACAUUGUUUUUCUCUUGUAUGAAUGCUGGAUCUACACUCAAUGUAUUAUUUUGUAUGCUAACAACUUGCAGCUGAGGCAUUUCGGAUGCACGAUAGUGGACUGGAUGUAAUGCAUGUCACUGGAAUGCAGUCAAUCUCUCGUCUUAAAACAAGCCAGAAAGCUUUGCUUGCUGUUAUAAAGAUCUUUGUGCAGACAUCAACACCAAAUUGUUCAAUGCCUUGGCAAAUGAAACGUCAAAGAGCAGUAGUUGGGUCUGGAUUUGUUAUUUCAGGAAGGAGAAUAUUGACAAAUGCUCAUGUGGUGGCUUACCAAAAGCAGAUGAGGGUAAGGAAGCAUGGUGAUGCAAAGAAGUAUACUGCCCAUUUGAUCUGCAUUGGUCAUGAAUGUGACAUUGCCAUGCUUGGUGUAGAGGAUGAUAAGUUCUGGAAUAGUCUUGAAGCUCUUGAAUUUGGCGCUGUUCCUCAACUGGAAGAAGAUGUUGUUUGUGUUGGUUUUCCAACUGGAGGAGACAAUAUUAGUGUAACAAGAGGUGUUGUGUCACGUGUUGACAUCACUCGGUAUUCCUACAGUGGAAUUGAUCUUUUGGCAGUUCAGAUUGAUGCUGCCAUUAACAGUGGAAACAGUGGUGGACCUGCUCUACAAGGAGACAGUGUCAUUGGCAUUGCUUUUGAAACUUUGAACAAUGCCGAAAACAUAGGAUACAUUAUUCCUGUUCCGGUCAUCGAUCAUUUUCUGAAUGACUUUAAGUCUCACCACGACUAUUUGGGUUUCUGUAACUUGGGAAUAAGGUUUCAGAAUUUAGAGAGUGACAUAAUGCGGGAGUAUCUUGGGUUGUCAACAAAUCAAACCGGUGUUUUAGUCACUCGUGUGCUGCCAAUGUCACAAAGUGUUGAUGUUGUACGGAAAGGUGAUGUACUAAUGUCUAUAGAAGACCAGACAAUAGCAAACAAUGGAACAGUUUACUUCAGAGGCAGUGAACGAAUUGUUUUCCAGUUCGCCCUUAUGCAAAAGUAUGUGUCUGACAGCUGCUCUAUGAAGAUAAUGAGAAAUAAAGAAGUACUGGAUAUAGAAGUAAAAUUGAGGACUAUGCCUCUUCUUGUUCCAAGACUUUUGAAGGGAAAGAGGCCAAGUUAUUUGGUUCAUGGAGGCCUUGUAUUUACUGCUCUGACUCAAAUGUACCUCAGUCAUCAGUGGGGAAGAGACUGGGAAGAGAAGGCUCCUAUCUGGCUUUGUGUUUAUGUUACUCAUGGUUUCAUAGAAAAGCCGGGGCAGCAAAUUGUGAUUCUCAGUCAGGUAUUGUCUCAUGAACUCACUACUGGUUAUGAGGGUAUUGCUUUUCUUCCUCUUUUGCAAUUUAAUGGGAAGGUAGUGCUGAAUCUCCUGCACCUAGCGAAAAUGCUGGAUCAGGUGGCUACUGACUGGCAAGACCCAGAUGGCUACAUGCACUUCCUGCUUGAUCGAGAUAGAGAAAUUGUUUUGCCUAUGAGAAGGAGCUUUGCUGCUGCUUCAGACAUUUUGACACAGUAUGCUAUAGGAGAGGCACGUUCUAGUGACCUCCCACUUCCAGUGACACCACAAUUGUAGUAGUAAGUAAAUUACAGCUGUACUGUACAGUAUGUAUAUGCUGAGAUACAAUCUCUACUAACAAAUUUCACAUAGAAUUAGUAAUAAAAAAUUUGGGGCUAGGAUCGUGCUACUGUA
Messenger RNA from Corticium candelabrum, 1824 nucleotides. RefSeq lists its product as uncharacterized. Gene Ontology annotation, biological process: proteolysis. The record is from RefSeq and is a predicted model, not a curated record. The transcript is spliced from 12 exons. The coding region runs from base 208 to 1707 and encodes 499 amino acids. NCBI's taxonomy places the organism in Eukaryota, Metazoa, Porifera, Homoscleromorpha, Homosclerophorida, Plakinidae. Gene Ontology annotation, molecular function: serine-type endopeptidase activity; protein binding.